Molecule: messenger RNA, 1451 nt
Organism: Penicillium brasilianum
Lineage: Eukaryota; Fungi; Ascomycota; Eurotiomycetes; Eurotiales; Aspergillaceae
Source: the annotation of a GenBank genome assembly
AUGUCACAAAUCUACGAUACAGUCGUUGUCGGCGCUGGCAUGGCUGGCCUUGUCGCCGCCCGCGACCUCUCGACCCGUGGCCGUUCGGUCCUCCUCGUCGAGGGGAGAGAUCGCAUCGGCGGCCGCACCUUUACCGACACAGCCUUAGGAGGGCAACUUGACCUGGGAGGAGGUUACGUGCACUGGACGCAGCCCAAUGUCUGGACGGAGAUGGAGCGGCACGGACUGGAGCAAAUCAACCCGCCGCUCGAGUCAAAGACGGUUUACCAACUCGCCGACGGUAAGGUCCAUACCACGGAACAGGUGCGGACGUUUGAUUUAGUCGGUAAGCUGUUUGCCGACGCCAGAGAGAGAUUUCCGUUGCCUAUUAACGUACGCGCGGUGGAAAACGGCGAUAUCAACGAUCAGACCUUAGAGCAGCGAAUUGACUCGCUGCAGCUGUCAAAGCACGACAGCGACCUCGUCAGAGGCGCGUUGGGUGGGCUUGUCCACAACUAUGCUAUGCACGGGUCAACGCAGCUGCUUUUCGCGGUGGCGAGCAACUUUGGGAGCUAUGCGGCUGAGCUAGAGACGGCAAGCUCGUGGUGUAUCACCGGUGGGGUGAAGAAGCUCAGCGAUGCUAUCCAAGCCGAGUCAAAUGCCGAGCUGCAGCUGUCUACAGCGAUUACCAAAGUCACCGACAGUGGCUCGGGUGUUACACUUUUGACGUCUAAUUGCACCGAGAUCCAGGCCAAGACGGCUAUUUUGGCUGUGCCGAUCAACACCAUGCGGCGUAUUACAAUCACCCCGUCCCUGCCGCCAUCAGUCAGUAAGAUGCUGGCCGACGGCAAUCCGGUGCGUGGGAGCAAACUCUGGGUGAUUGUGCGCGGACACGUGGAGCCUUUCUCUGCGUUGGCGCCUGCGGGACAGCACCCUCUCAACGCGGUGCGUGUGGAGAAAUACUGGGGGGACAAUACAAUGAUUCUAUGCAUGAUUUCAGACUCAGACUCCAUCAAGCACGAUGACCACGACGCCGUGCAGAAGGCGCUGCGGCUGUUUGUGCCGGACCUCGAGGUCGUUGACACUGCAUGGUACGACUGGAAUGAGGAUGAAUUUUCGCAGGGCGGGUGGAUGAUGCACCGCCCGCGGCACUUUUUAGAGGGCGCGGUCAAGAUUCGCGAGGGACAUGGGCGGAUUUCCUUUGCUGGAGCGGACAUUGCGGCCAUGGCGCCUUGUACCAUUGACGGCGCGAUGAACUCGGGCGCGGCAGCGGCUGUGCAGGUGGAACAGUUCCUCAAUGGGCCUCGACAUGAUCUGGAUCCGAAUCCGCAGGUCAAAACCUGGAGUCGGACCAUCCGGGCCCCAAGUUCUAACUUGUAGAACUGGAACCGGACCAACCACCCUGUGGUUUUUUCUGUCCGUUGUGCUACCGCCUUGUCCGCUUGUUUUGUCGUGUUCUGCUUACUUCUCCU